Molecule: messenger RNA, 8821 nt
Organism: Cephus cinctus (wheat stem sawfly)
Lineage: Eukaryota; Metazoa; Arthropoda; Insecta; Hymenoptera; Cephidae
Gene: ctrip
Product: E3 ubiquitin-protein ligase TRIP12
Exons: 24
Coding region: 472-6759 (2095 amino acids)
Biological process (GO): protein polyubiquitination; DNA damage response; regulation of double-strand break repair
Cellular component (GO): nuclear speck
Molecular function (GO): zinc ion binding; ubiquitin protein ligase activity
Source: RefSeq, a predicted model, not a curated record
GAAAAAUUCGAUAGUGUGAAACGGACAUAGACCGCUUACAAAGGAGCAAAAGAGAAAGUGAAAGAAGAGUGACCGAGAUACGAGGGAGAAUCUGAAGCUCGGCCCGUCGGUGAAGUGAUAAGGGGGCAGUCGUAGUCAGAGAAGGACUCGUCGGAGGGAGAUUCGGGGUUAGAAGUAGGGAUGAGAAGGAAUAAAGACAGACUGAUGAAAUGGGAAUGAGAAUGAGAAAGUGAGAGGUCGACAGUGGGGUGCACAAGAGUGACAGAGGGCAAGAGGGAAAGGCAACUCGGCACUCGAGAAUCUCGCGUGCGAGAAGAGAGAAGUGUACUGAGUGUACCUGUGCGUGCCUGCUGUGCACAGCCGUGCUGCUUGAUCAAAACGGACCAAACGUAUCAACCUCAGAACGACCGCGAUGCCCCGUGCACGUUUUUACGAAAUUCAGACAGAAUAGUGGCAUGAGUCGAUUAAUCUAUGGCAGAUCAACAAGAUCAGUCGUCGUCCGGGGGGUCUGUAGAGAAGGACAGUGCUUCAGCAGACACCUCUAAGCUAAGGGAAAAGACCUCGGGUCUAAACGACGGCGGUGGUGGAGGCAGUGGUAGCAGUGGAGGUGGUGCUGGUACUGGUUACAGAAAACGACAGAGUAGUGGUACAAUUUCUACAACAACCUACGAAGAAAAGCGUCGUAGACAAGCCGUCGGCGAGGUUCCUCAACCUUCCUCUCAGCUUCUUCACGGAACGUCGACGCAUCGGCGCUCUGUAGAUUCCUCCAGAGGCGAGGCCAGGGCACGGGGCGAGCGUAGAAAUCAUGGCACUGGCCUAGGAGCUCUGUUAGAUACAGACUGGAGACAGCAGCAAAAGUCUCAAGGGUGUAAUAUUGGUGGAAUAACUAGCAGUAACAAUCAAAUAGGUGUUGGUGGAGGGAAUAGUGGACGUAGCAGUGCUGCAGCUGGUGAACGAGGAAGAAUAAGUCUACCUGAUUUAACGUCCACACCAGUGAUAGAUUGCGUUGCAUCUAGGACUCGAUCCAGGACACCACAGAAUUCACAAGCAGCUAUAGCACUCGAAGUAUCUUUCGGUACAUCCAGAAAAUCUACUGGAAGUUCAUUGUUAGCCACUGGCCACCCUUCGACUUCCAGAGGCAAAGGUUCGAAGUCACAGAGUUUGGGGAGCUGCUCAGUUGGCAGUGCGAGUGGUCAGGUAUCGGGUGUGAAGUCCAGCAUCAGAGUGGGUAACGCAGCCAGCAACUCUGUGGAGAGCGGCGGGGCGGCGUUGGCACAUGACGGGGCAGGCACUAGCGCAGCAGCAGCAGCAGCUACAGCCACCGCCAACCCGCCCAGCGUCAACCUCUCCGCCACAGCCACAGCAGCCAUAUCCACAUCCAGUCCUGGUCCACCUAUAGGAUCCAAUAAUCCUUCGUCGCAAGGAACAUCCUCUGCGCAGCAGUCAUACCCCACGCACAAGCACCUACUGCGAUCACGUGGAAAACUUUCUGCAGAUCCAUUGUUCAAGGAUCUUUCAUCGACUAGUAAAAUUCCUGGCAAGCAUCACAAAAAAGAAUCUACAACGGGCUCCUGCUCCAGCUCCAGACAUCGCUCCUCUUCGCGGGCGAGGAAAUCCCUGGUGGAGGGUGGUUCUGGAGGCGCAGGAGUUGCGAUGUCAGGAAGUGAAUCGGCAGCCAAUAGCGCAACGCCUACCUCUGUUUCAUCAUCCGCCCCAGGUAGUCAACUUACUUCUACUACCGGCGAAGAAGAAUCUGCGUCUACCGCUACCUCUGCUACAGCUAGUGGAGGGCCAUCUGGAAUGUCGGGAACUACCGGUGACAGCGAAAGCGACGAUGGCGAAGUGGGACGUCUUCAGGCACUGUUGGAAGCUCGCGGUCUUCCGCCUCACGUUUUUGGAGCUUUGGGACCUCGAAUGCAGCAUUUACUAAAUCGUAGUAUGGGUGCCAGUUCGGCUGCGAAAGCUCAGCAAUUACUAGCUGGUCUUCAAGCUGUUGACGAUGAGGGUGAACAAUUACAAGCGGUGAUUAGUAUGGGAGAAAUCUUGGUGAUGGGCAACGAGGACACUUUGACGGGUUUCCCAGUGAAGCAGGUUGUUGCGGCCUUGAUCAAUCUUCUGGGCAUUGAGCACAAUUUCGUCAUUAUGACACACGCCUGUCGUGCGCUCACCUACAUGAUGGAAGCCUUACCAAGAUCUUCCACUGUUGUCGUCGACGCUGUGCCUGUAUUUUUGCAAAAACUUGAGUCGAUCGAAUGCAUGGACGUUGCCGAACAGUGUCUCACGGCCUUAGCCAUGCUUUCCCGAAGACACAGCAAGACAAUCCUCCACGCGGGAGGAGUUUCCGCUUGCUUGAAAUUCGUUGACUUCUUCAACAUAACUGCUCAGCGCGCUGCGCUUACAAUCACUGCUAAUUGCUGCCAGAAUCUUCAUCCAGAUGAUUUCCACUUGGUCGCUGACAGUUUGUCUCUGCUUACGGGCAGACUGGCCAAUCAAGACAAAAAGAGCGUCGAAUGUGUUUGCCAAGCAUUCAGUCGUCUCGUUGACAGCUUCCAGCAUGAUCCUGUUAUGUUGCAUAAGAUCAUCAAUGCUGAGCUACUGCAAAAUCUUCAGCAACUGCUAAUGAUUACACCUCCUGUAAACAGUAUUGGCAACUUUAUAACCGUACUACGAAUGCUUUCUGUGAUAUCAAACCGUUGCCCUGAUCUCGCGCAACUGUUACUGCAGCAAAAUAUUGCGUUUACGCUAAGCUACUUGCUAACGGGUUCGCUAGAAGUGAAAACUGAGGACGUUGAGCUGGUGCCCAGGUCGCCUCAGGAAUGGUAUGAGAUAACCUGCCUCAUAGAGGAGCUCAUGCCUCCUUUACCAGCCGAUGGAAUAUUCAGUGUAAAUAGUCUCCUUGAAAGAACAAACAAUCAGCAAGAAACCGUUCACUGGGAAUGGCGAGAUGAAAGACAUUGCUGCCAUCCUUUCAGCACUAUAGACUCAAGAAUCAUUGAGAUGGCUUUUCAAAAUGGAGAGGAUGAGAUCUGCCUAUCUACUUUGGGCAGGACUUAUACGAUAGAUUUGACUGUCAUGAAACAAAUCAAUGAGGAUAUCGGCAUGGCUCGCAGUAUCUUCCGCAGAGUCAACGCCAAUCCUACUGAAGGAAAAAGUCCGAACUGCUCAUCCAGUAUGGAUGUUGUACCACCUGUGAUGGAAACCAACGAAUGGCUUGUGUCUUUCAUUAGAACAUUAUUCUCAGUACUCUAUGAAGUAUAUAGCAGCUCGGCAGGGCCAGCUGUAAAGUGCAAGUGUCUCAGAGCUCUGUUGCGAAUGGUAUACUAUGCCUCCACAGAUCUCCUGAAGGAUGUACUGAAGAAUCAGGUGGUGUCAUCGCACAUAGCCGGUAUGUUGGCUUCACAGGAUCUAAGGAUAGUCAUCGGAGCUCUGCAAAUGGCCAGCAUUCUCAUGAAACGGCUACCGCAAGUGUUUGGGGUUCACUUUCACCGAGAAGGAGUCUUGCAUCAAGUCCGACAACUUGCUGAUCCAGAAGUACCCCUUGGUGUGUCACCACCUAAGUGCCCUUCUGGUACAUCGUUGCCUAGUCCACAACCAGGUCCGUCGAAUACGCCAUUGUCAUCAACAAUGAUAUUGUCAUCCAGUAAUGCCACAUCACCAGUUGCUUCACCAACAACCAAUGGGAACAUUCUUUUUGGGGCCAUCGCCACUAGCCAACUAAAGCCUAAUUUGGCCGCUACAAUGGAAACACGAAACCGAACCGAUCUGACCGUCAAUCCCGAGGAAACGACAGCUCAGAGUGCCUACUUAAGGAUCGGAGACGUACUGAAGCGAAAGCGACAAAAUAAGAAAGGUCGUUUCUCGAGAUUGGGUAGCAGCACCACACCGAGUCAACAGGCUCAGCAACCUGAAUCUCUGUUCACGGGUUUCACGCCGAAGAACAGUCGUUUUUUGGGCAAUUUGAAUCCAGCUCGUUGGGGCAGAAAGUCAUCCUCAUCGAGCGGUACCAGCGAUAAGAGAGACUCUAGUUCCACAACAAAUCUAGCCAAACCACCAAGUAAUCCGAGUCUCACCGGUGGAAAUCGUGACAAGGCAAAAGCUUGGGUCAGGGAACAGGCCUCGCAAUUCCUAGCUAGAUAUCAGGAUGACGCGCCAUGUACUCAUCCAGCUCUCACUGUUCUUGCUAGACUUACUGCUGCCAUACAGCGACUUCAAUCUAAUGAAUUGGAUGAAAUGCUCUCAGCUCUUACUGAACUCCGUGAUAUUGUUCUGGAAAGUGAUAUUUCACCUUUUGAAAUGAAUUAUAGCGGCCUUAUCAAGGCACUUCUCAACUACCUAACGACUACUGAUGCUCCUGGUAAUCGAUAUGAUCGGUUACGUAUGUUCUGGAAGCUAUUCGCUGAAUCGAGUCUCCAACAGGAUAAUAACGUGAUGAAUCUAAACCCAGGGGCAUUUGGUGCUCUCGUUGCAAAAUUGAACAGCUGUGUAGCACAACUUGAACAAUUCCCGGUGAAGGUUCACGAUCUGCCAGCUGGCUCAGGCGCUGGCCGUGGUGGCACGAGCGCUCUCAAAUUUUUCAACACUCAUCAACUCAAGUGCAAUCUGCAGAGACAUCCCGACUGCAACAAUCUGAAACAAUGGAAAGGUGGCACUGUUAAGAUCGAUCCAUUAGCUCUUGUUCAAGCGAUUGAACGUUAUUUGAUGGUUCGAGGAUAUGGACGAAUACGUGACACUGAAUCCAUGGUUAGCGACGAUGACAACAGCGAGGAUGAUAUUGAUGAUACAUUAGCUGCGGUUGUGAUAAGCCAGGGCUCAGCUAAGCACAAGCUACAGUUUCUUAUUGGCGACGAGGUUCUGCCAUUUAACAUGACAGUUUAUCAAGCUGUCAGGCAAUUUGGUUGCUCGGGAAUCGAUCACUCUGAAGCUGAAGCUGACAGUGAACCACCUUUAGGGCAUGAUGCUGUUUGGGUCCAGACUCACACAAUAUACUACAGGCCGGUGCCCGAAGAGGAAGCUACAACAUCGCCAAAGCCAGGUUCAAGUUCCCAAGGAAGUAGUCGUAAGGGUAAAGGUAAAAGUACGAAGAUCAGCUCAAAACGAAAGGAAGAUAGUCUCUGGCUAGAAGGAACUAUUCCACCACCUCGUUGUCCCUUGGCGCCAUAUUUAACGCCUACACUUCCGCCAUCUGUAACAAUAACUGACGCCUCUCUUGAUGGACUUUGUCUACUUCGUCUUCUUCACGCAUUGAAUCGUCAUUGGGGCGUUCUCUUUCCGCAUCUUAAGAGCGUCAGCCUUCUAAUGCCUCCAGACUUUAUUAAUAACAAAAUUGCUGCCAAAGCAAGCCGCCAACUUCAGGAUCCGCUUGUUAUCAUGACUGGGAAUCUGCCUUCUUGGCUUCAGCAGAUAGCCACAGUCUGCCCAUUCCUCUUUCCGUUCGAGACCAGACAGUUAUUACUCUAUGCUACAUCUUUUGAUCGUGAUCGAGCUCUCCAAAGACUUUUGGAUUCCGCUCCUGAGCUCUCUGGUUCUGAUAGUCAAGAACGCGUCACUCCCAGGUUGGAGAGGAGGAAAAGGACUAUUUCAAGAACAGAUAUUCUUAAGCAGGCUGAACAAGUCAUUCAGGAUUUAGCAUCCAGCAAAGCCUUGCUCGAAGUGCAAUAUGUUAAUGAGGUGGGAACCGGCCUUGGUCCUACGUUAGAAUUUUACGCCCUGGUCUCUCGAGAGCUACAACGAGCUGACUUAGAACUUUGGCAUGGGAGUUUAAAUCCCACUGAGUCUGGUUAUGUGAACACAUCACACGGACUAUUUGCCACGCCAAUACCUUGGAAUACUAAGGUCUCUCACUUAGCUAAACUAAAAACGAAAUUCAAGUUUCUAGGAAAGUUCAUGGCCAAAGCUAUUUAUGACUCCAGGAUGCUGGAUUUACCAUUCAGUUUAACAUUCUAUCGUUGGUUAUUGGGCGAAGAGCACACGCUUACUCUGGCAGAUCUAGCACACGUUUCUCCAGACGUUUAUAGAACAUUGAUAAAACUGCAGGAAGUUGUGCGACGUAAGGAAGUCAUUGAACGGGACCAAACCCUUAGACCCAGCGAACGGGCUCAGCUUAUCGAAAACCUUGAUCUCGAUGGCUGUUCCAUAUCCGAUCUGGGACUUGUUUUCGAGCUGCCUGGUUAUGAGAACAUCGAACUACGUAAAGGUGGCAGCGACAUCCCUGUAGACAUUUACAAUGUGGACCAAUACAUCAAGUUGGUGGGACAUUGGUUCCUCUACGAAGGAGUCUUCAGACAAAUGGAAGCUUUUCGGGAAGGCUUCGAGUCCGUAUUCCCACCCGCACAGUUACGUUUAUUCUUCCCAGAAGAACUAGAGGCAGUUUUCUGCGGUCAUACCCAAGGUGGUGGUCAAUGGGAUGUAAAAACUUUGCUGGAGUGUUGUAGAACCGAUCAUGGUUACACUCCAGAUUCCAGAGCCAUUAGGUUCCUCUUUGAAGUAAUGUCAGAGUACAAGAGCGAAGAACAAAGACAGUUCAUUCAAUUUGUAACUGGAUCACCACGACUGCCAGUUGGAGGUUUCAAGAGCUUGACGCCACCACUAACAAUAGUUCGUAAGACGUUCGACACAUCAAUGAAAACGGACGACUUCUUGCCAUCAGUAAUGACCUGUGUGAACUACCUUAAGCUUCCGGACUACACUACCCUGGAGAUAAUGCGUGAAAAAUUACGAAUAGCCGCGCAGGAGGGUCAACAUUCGUUCCAUCUGUCUUAAGUAGAGAAGGGCGAGAGGGUUUCCAGACAAGUGCAGCAAAGUUUUGAACAAGUUGAUAUACGAAACUCCCGGAGUGUUUUGAGAAGCGUCGUUGACAAGAAAGUGUUAGCUGCCCUAAGUUUCCAGUUCUAAUUUAUCCGAGGCCGACGCGCUUUAGCUCGAAUAAAUUUCAGUUUUUUGGUGUUCACUUCCCCGCGCCGUCUACAGUCAUCAUAGUCCUGACCAUUUGAGCCGGCAUCCCUCAACAAAUUUGACCCACGCGAAUCGUGUACCACCGAUAUUUCGAAGAAGAAAACAAAACUGAAAGGAAGAAAACUAUCAGAGACUUCUUCGAACAAGUUUCUUGCGUCGACGACGUUAAAAAUAAUAAAUUAAUUUUAAAAAAAGAUGUCGAAGGUGAAAACGAAAUAUGAAGUGGAGAUGUAAAUACGGAUAAUUCUAUAAUCUCGACAUAGUUUGAUAUACGCAACUCUAUAUAAAAAAAUACUUUAUAUAAUAGUCGCAGUAAACCUAACUUACGAUACCGACAAGAAAACAUACAAGCAACAGCAGCAGCAGGACAGAGAAAAAACGAACAUCUAAUGGCCAUUGAAGGGUGUGUUUCUUAGGUGUAAGUAAAAUGGAAGUUUUAUAUAUAACGGCGCAGACCGGAAAAUAUUCGCGGUCAACGAAGAAGAAGAAUAAUAAUAAUAAAAGGAAAUAUGAAAGAAGUGGAAGGAAAAAAAAGUAAUUGGAAAAAUAGUGAAAGACUCGUUCGCUUCCUAGUUUACUUUUUAUUUUUUUUCUCCUUUCUUUCUUUAGGUGGACGGGAAGUGAAACAAUUUUUGUGAACCGAUCUCGCAACCUUUAUUUACCACAUUAUACACGUAUAUUUAAUUUUCAUUGAGGCAUCGCAACUCAUAGCGGGAUUCUUGAUUUAACUGAGAAACUUCUCUAUGCGGCGUAUUAUUUCGUUUACUCAUAUUUAAGCUUUAUUUACAAUUUGUCAGUUUUACAUGUAUACUGAAUUAAUAGGUUAUUUGCUUUGGGUGCACUACCUAUGUCACCGUAAAAAGCGUAAAUUCUUAUUGGAACUUUAUUAUCGCCGACCACGGAAACUAGGUACACACUUUUUAUAUCGUUGAACUAGUCUAGGCGACACGAGCAAACUUAAUAUUCAGAGUCUCGGCCCAGUUUUCACUAUGGUAAUGUUUGUAUUUCUCGAAUGUGUUUUCCGGAAGAUUGAACUUUUAAUUUGUCAUUUUUCGUACUCGUAAAAUGAUUCGAAUGAGUUGUACGAAAAUAUUCGUGUAAGAUUUUAAAAAAUUAUUAACUGACGUUACUAAUAUGAUAAUUGCAUUCGAUGCUAACAAUUUAGGCGAUUUAUGAAUCAAUUAGUUACCUGUUCUUUGUUUUCUUACAAUCUAAAUCAAAUUCUGAAACAAUUCCACAUUAUUAUUAUUAUCGUAAUGGUUUACGUAUGAUAAUUUUUUAUCAGUAAAACGCUUUUGGAAUAUAAAAUUGGAAAUAUUAAAGUUUAUCAAAGAGAAGUUUCAUGUUAUCUCGAGGAUCUUGAAUUCUUUGACGUAGCUAGGCUCAGGCUGGUCUUUGCGAAUAACUUAUUAUUUCCUGAAUAUAUGAAAAACCGCAUGGGUAAUGAACAAAUAGAAAAAGGUAAAAAACAUAAAGCUGCGAAAGGAGAAUAAUAACUGCUGUUUGGCUUGCUGUCAAAAGUAACAUAAUUUGUCUGCCAAGUCUUGGUUGUCAAAGUCGUACGAGAGAACAGGAAUAUGAUAAAAUGGUUAAUUAUAUUAAUAUUUGCGAGGAAGAAUCGAAAAAGGGUGAAUUAAGAGAUGGUAUGAGAUUAAGAAGGAAAGGAUUACCUAAGGCUGAGUCCUGUGGUAAGCAUCACAUGCCGUCACAGGAUACGAUUCUGUGUAACCGGCAAGCUAUUAUAAACGAAAGUUAUAUUUAUAUCGAUCCACUUAGAUAACGGAUAUUUACGUUUUUUUGUUCGGUUGGUGAGAGGAGCGACGAUAUUCUGUUUCUUUGAAUUUCAUUCAAUAAACGCCGAUGUAACGGA